UACCUUUUUACUAUCACACCCAUAAAUUAGUUCAUCAGCGCGGUACCAUUUUACCCCAUCCCAUUCAAACACAAUCAUGUGUUGUGACUUGUGUGUACUCGUUCAAAUCCCCCCAUCUCAUGAGACCACUUCCGACGACUGGCGACUAAUUAUCUCCUACAAGUCUUUAAUUUGGGUCUAAAGGGGGUUUGAAUUAUUUUAGGAAGCCAUGUUGCCUGUCCGGCCACCAACCUCAGCCCUCCGAUCUCUAAGAAAAUCAACGGCCACAAUUUAUCCUCCACCAACCCCCACUCCCAAGGCUGGCCACGCCACACCAAUCUCCUCCCCCCUCUAACUGUCCACACUCACCUACCAAAUAUUGUGUAGCGUUUUGGACCGCAGCCCUCCCCUUUUCCCCCCCACCUAUUUAUACCCCCCUUCACCCCAUCAUCAAUCAAGUUAUAAACAACUUUUUUUACGGAAAAAAUACAUUAAAUUGAAUUGUAGUAAUGGAGUGCGUGUACGAGAACGGUCACCGGGAGGAGAACGGGGCGUGCAUGGGAUUGUCGGGGGGCGACCCGUUGAACUGGGGGGCGGCGGCGGAGUCGCUGAAGGGGAGCCACUUGGAGGAGGUGAAGCGCAUGGUGGCCGAGUACCGGAACCCGGUGGUGGAGCUCCGCGGGAAGACGCUCACCGUGGCUCAGGUGGCCGCCAUUGCCGCCAGCGACAGUGGGGUGAAGGUGGAGCUGUCGGAGGCGGCCCGGGCGGGGGUCAAGGCCAGCAGUGACUGGGUCAUGGACAGCAUGAGCAAGGGUACCGACAGCUACGGCGUCACCACCGGCUUCGGCGCUACCUCUCACCGGAGAACCAAGCAAGGCCAUGCUCUUCAGCAGGAGCUCAUUAGGUUUUUGAAUGCCGGAAUUUUCGGCGGCGGCGGCCGCAAUGGAGUUGCGGGAAGCCACACGCUGCCCCACUCGGCAACGCGGGCAGCCAUGACGGUGAGGAUCAACACCCUCCUCCAGGGAUACUCCGGCAUCAGGUUUGAGAUUCUGGAAACAAUCACCAAAUUGCUCAACCACAACGUCACUCCCUGCCUCCCUCUCCGCGGCACGAUCACCGCCUCCGGCGAUCUCGUUCCCCUGUCCUACAUUGCCGGUUUGCUCACCGGGAGGCCGAACGCCAAGGCGGUGGGACCCACAGGGCAGGCCUUGAAUGCCGAGGAGGCGUUCCGCCUGGCCGGGAUCUCUGGUGGGUUCUUCGAGCUGCAGCCCAAGGAAGGUCUGGCGCUUGUGAACGGCACUGCUGUCGGGUCCGGUAUGGCGUCCAUGGUUCUCUUCGAUGCUAAUCUGCUUGCCCUUCUGUCUGAGGUUUUGUCUGCCGUUUUCGCGGAAGUGAUGAAUGGGAAGCCGGAGUUUACUGACCAUCUGACGCACAAAUUGAAGCAUCACCCGGGCCAAAUUGAGGCUGCGGCAAUCAUGGAGCACAUUUUGGAUGGGAGCUAUUACAUGAAAGCUGCGCAGAAACUGCACGAGACCGACCCGUUGCAGAAACCGAAACAGGACCGAUACGCUCUGAGAACAUCGCCCCAGUGGCUUGGCCCACAGAUUGAAGUCAUAAGGGCGGCAACCAAGAUGAUUGAGAGGGAGAUCAACUCCGUGAAUGACAACCCUUUGAUCGACGUCUCGAGGAAUAAGGCAUUGCACGGCGGGAACUUCCAAGGCACGCCGAUUGGCGUGUCAAUGGACAACACCAGAUUAGCCCUUGCCUCCAUUGGAAAGCUACUGUUUGCCCAGUUCUCGGAGCUGGUCAACGACUACUACAACAAUGGGUUGCCAUCUAACCUCACCGCGGGUAGGAACCCGAGUCUUGAUUAUGGGUUCAAGGGCGCAGAGAUUGCAAUGGCUUCAUACUGUUCUGAGCUUCAGUUCUUGGCCAAUCCGGUCACGAAUCACGUCCAGAGCGCAGAGCAGCACAACCAAGAUGUCAACUCUUUGGGUUUGAUCUCAGCAAGGAAGACGGCCGAAGCUGUGGAAGUGCUGAAACUCAUGUCCUCCACGUAUCUCGUGGCAAUCUGCCAGGCUGUUGAUCUGAGGCACUUGGAAGAGAACUUGAAGAAUGGCGUGAAGAACACAGUCAGCCAAGUGGCAAAGAGGACUCUCACCACCGGCGUCACUGGGGAACUCCACCCUUCCAGAUUCUGUGAGAAGGACUUGCUCAGGGUGGUCGACCGUGAGUACGUUUUCGCAUACGCCGAUGACCCGUGCAGCACUAACUACUCACUGAUGCAGAAACUGAGGCAAGUCCUGGUGGAUCACGCCUUGCAGAAUGGGGAAACUGAGAAGAACUUGACCACAUCUAUCUUCCACAAGAUUGCGGCUUUUGAAGAGGAGUUGAAGGCAGUUCUGCCCAAGGAAGUAGAGGGUGCCCGAGCUGCCCUUGAGAGUGGCAACCCAGCCAUUCCUAACAGAAUCAAGGAGUGCCGGUCCUAUCCUCUGUACAAAUUCGUCCGCGAAGAGCUUGGAACUGAGGUGUUGACCGGAGAGAAGGUGAAGUCGCCUGGCGAGGUGUGUGAAAAGGUGUUCGCCGCAAUGUGUGACGGAGGGAUAAUUGAUCCUUUGUUGGAAUGCCUCAAGAGCUGGAAUGGUGCUCCUCUUCCCAUCUCUUAAUUGUGUCUGUUUGCCAUUUUUUCUUCUUCUUCAAGAUUCAUAUUUGUAACCCUUAUGUGGGACAGUUCUUGUUGUAUCUACUGCUCUUGCCUUUCUUUUCAGCCCAGCAUAAAUGAUAAGUGAUCUUUACUUCAUUUUCCAUUCCAUCUAUCACCAGGUUGGAACGAAACAAUGCAAAGCCUUAAUUUUAAUGAAAAUCACUAAGAGCAUUUUUCUUGGAAGAUAAAAAAACAAAAAUACAAUAUUUUCCCAUUU
Cuscuta campestris is the source of this 2900-nucleotide messenger RNA. The record is from the annotation of a GenBank genome assembly. NCBI's taxonomy places the organism in Eukaryota, Viridiplantae, Streptophyta, Magnoliopsida, Solanales, Convolvulaceae.